Polistes dominula (European paper wasp) is the source of this 714-nucleotide messenger RNA. RefSeq lists its product as uncharacterized. The record is from RefSeq and is a predicted model, not a curated record. NCBI's taxonomy places the organism in Eukaryota, Metazoa, Arthropoda, Insecta, Hymenoptera, Vespidae. Gene Ontology annotation, biological process: multicellular organismal reproductive process.
AUGAUUCGUUCGACAAUAAUAUUAGUGGUGAUUUUUAUUAUUUCUUCUGUUUACGCACAAGAACAGGAAGAAAAAUAUGCUGUCAGUGACUUAAAACCUUUCUUGGAAAAAUUUAGGUACGUUAUGAGAACUGGAAGUGAGUCUCUCAAAGUACCUGUCUUGGAUCCACAUGACGUUCAAGAGAGCAAUUAUAAAUUUGAUUUAUCUUUCCUUAAAGCUGACUUUGGUGUAAAAAAUCUUCACUUGACCGGUCUAUCAGAUUAUCAGGUCCAAGAAGGUAAACUCCACGUAGCAGGAUUCAAUAUUGUUUUAGGUUUUCAUUGGGAUCAACUCGUUGUAAAUACAGAGUACGAUAUUAAUGGACUCGUAAACAAUAAAAUUCCGAUUUAUGGAAAAGGAAAUUUCUCAUCAAUACUUGGUGGCGUAGAUUUUUCUGCCAAUAUUCGACUAGGAUUUAAAAAUAACAAGUCAUAUAUAGCGAGCAUUAGGUCGACAGUUGUUUUGGAAUCUCUUAAUGUCAAAGCAACUGGAAUUUUCAAUGACGAAAAACGUUCGGAGGAAAUUAGUAGGAAAAUAACUAAUAUGGGACCAGAAUUUAUUCGAAAACAUCCAAAUGAAGCUGGAGAAUUAUUGAGCGAAAUUGCAGAGAGAAAAUUAAACCUUGUUAUUGGUAAUAAAACUCUUAAAGAAUUAUUGGAGCUCUUAAAUAUUUAA